GAUAUCACCAAGAAUUCCAAGAAACGCAACCUUGGGAAGUCCAUCUCCACAACUCCAUGACAGAUGCUCGACCUUCAGUCUCCUCUUUGCUCUCGCGGCCCGCUAGCAUGAGGUCCCUUGCGUUCCUGGUCUUGGUCGGGUGUGUUGUCUUCGGCAGCGGAAUGAAGUACAUGUGCAACCAAUGCCUGGAUUCCUUCUGCUUCCCAAUGCCCCGGGACGGCUGCCCUUAUGGGAAAGUUAUGGAUUCCUGUGGAUGCUGCGCCCUCUGUGGGCAGGGACCAAAUCGGUCAUGUGACGAGAUGGUAAAGUGCGGCCCCGGUUUGACAUGCACGAGACCUCGCUAUAGAUGGGGGUCAGGAGUCUGCAAGUAUAAUCGCUGGUGGUAAUUGAAGAGGUGUGUGUGUGUGUUGUGUGUUGUGUGUGUGUGUGUGUGUGUGUGUGUGUGUGUGUGUGUGUGUGUGUGUGUGUGUGUGUGUGUGUGUGUGUGUGUGUGUGUGUGUGUGUGUGUGUGUGUGUGUGUGUGUGAUGUCCAUUUUUGGUAUUCUGUAAGACAUUAUAAAUUUGCAGUAUUUGUAGUAUGCAUAUUCAUGUAAUGUAAAUUAUGUAGUUGAAAAUUAAAGUCAAAGUUCUUGAAAUUAAAGAUGAUAUGAUAUAAUAAAUACGAAAAUAAUA
This is a messenger RNA of Penaeus vannamei (Pacific white shrimp), 672 nucleotides long. Its product is annotated as insulin-like growth factor-binding protein 7. NCBI's taxonomy places the organism in Eukaryota, Metazoa, Arthropoda, Malacostraca, Decapoda, Penaeidae. The record is from RefSeq and is a predicted model, not a curated record. Gene Ontology annotation, cellular component: extracellular region.